GCGUCCUCAACCUUGAUGGGCCUGUGCUGAUGAUGGUGAGGUUAAUCCUUGAUUCAUUAAAUCUGCUCUAGUCUCGUUUGAUUCGCGAAUCGCGCCAGUUCGGUUUUUAGGAAGUGUUUUGUGGUUCUGCCGUGAUUAAUUUGUGAGGAGAAGGAAAAGCAAUCUGCGUCAUCGAUCCAGCUGCAUCAAGGCUGCACAAACGUGUGUACAACCGAUAGUGUUUGUAAACAAUACCGUUGGCGAGGAGGAAAGCCACAACAGAAACCACCACGUGACUACUCUCCGGUGAGCCAGCCACCAAACGAACGAGAGCGCGCGGCGCGAUAUCAAACGCACACCAGCGUAAAUAACCCUACUCUGUGCUGUUCUCCCACGUCGCGGCAUCUGCUGCAAGGAAAUUCGCAACCAUGUCGCUCAGUCAGGUUUUGAACGUCUGCCCAAGGAGUGCCCUCACUGGACUGGGAUUAGUUGCAUCCAGUAGUGGAACAGCAGCAGCAGCGAAGAGAAGUGUGGGUCGCAUAUCAACGUUAUUGCUAUCGUCGUCGUCGCCCCUCAGCCAGCAGCAAGACUCUCGGAACAUGUCGACGUCGCCGUGCGCCUACAAGCAAUGCAUCACGCUGGAGAACAUCAAUCCGGCCAUCAAGCUGAUGGAGUAUGCCGUCCGUGGUCCGCUCGUAAUCCGGGCCGCGGCCAUCGAGAAGGAACUGGAGAAGGGCGACAAGAAACCCUUCAAAGAAGUGAUCCGAGCCAACAUCGGCGAUUGCCACGCCAUGGGACAGGAACCGAUUACAUUCCUUCGUCAGGUUCUCGGUCUGGUAGCCUAUCCACCGCUGUUCGACGACAAAUCAAUUCCGCAGGAUGCCAAGCAACGCGCCCGCGAGAUUCUGAACGGCUGUAAGGGCCACUCUGUCGGUUCAUACACCGAUUCGAACGGAAUCGAAAUCAUUCGGAAACACGUUGCGCAGUACAUUCAGGACCGCGAUGGCGGAAUCCCGUCGGACCACAACAACAUCAUCCUCUCGGCCGGUGCGUCCGGUGGCAUCAAAGUGCUCAUGUCUCUGCUCAGGUGUCCAAUCGAUGGCAAAACUCCCGGUGUGAUGAUCCCCAUCCCGCAGUACCCUCUAUAUUCGGCCACCAUUGCCGAGUUCGAGAUGGAACAGGUCGGGUAUUAUUUGGACGAAGCGAACAAAUGGGGACUGGACAUUUCCGAGUUGGAGCGAUCGCUGAAGGAGGCCAAGAAGACCUGUGCGCCACGGAUAUUGGUCGUGAUCAACCCCGGCAACCCGACCGGACAGGUGCUGGCGCGUGAAAAUAUCGAAAACAUUAUCAAAUUCGCGCACAAGGAGAAGCUGGUGCUGUUCGCUGAUGAGGUCUACCAGGACAACGUCUACGAGAAGGGAUCCAAAUUCCACUCGUUCAAGAAGGUGCUGAUGGAGAUGGGCGCCCCGUACAACCAGAUGGAACUGUGCAGCUUCAUGUCUUGCUCGAAGGGUUACAUGGGCGAGUGCGGUAUUCGCGGUGGAUACGCUGAGAUCAUCAACAUGUGUCCGGACGUAAAGGCCAUGCUGCUCAAAUGUAUUUCGGCUCAGCUUUGCCCGACCACCAUCGGACAGGCCUGCAUGGAUGUGGUGGUGAACCCGCCCAAACCAGGAGAGCCAUCCUACGAUCUGUUUAUCAAGGAAAAGAACGCCGUGCUGGCCUCGCUGAAGGUACGUGCCGAGAUGGUGGCCGAUACGUUCAACUCGAUCGAGGGAUUCUCGUGUAAUCCGGUGCAGGGCGCGAUGUACGCUUUCCCACAGAUUCGGCUACCGCAGAAGGCCAUCGAGGCGGCCAAGAAGGCUGGCCAGGCCCCGGACGUAUUCUAUGCAUUCCAGCUGUUAGAGCAAACCGGUAUUUGCAUUGUGCCCGGCGCCGGAUUCGGCCAACGCCCCGGCACUUAUCACUUCCGCACCACCAUCCUGCCGCAACCGGCCAAGCUAAAGGAAAUGCUGGACAUGUUCCGGGCGUUCCACGAAAAGUUCCUGAAGCAGUACAAGUAGAGCGAUCGUCUCUAAGCGGACGACGACCAUCACGAUCACCAACCACUCAUAUACAGGCAAUACUGAACCUCAGCCAUUUGCAGCGCUUCAACGGGACGCAACUUUUGCAACUUCAACUCGAGUCAGACAUUGUGAGUCGUUGGUUUGAGAAACCAACUGUUUUCAAUUAAGCUAAAUAUAAUCUAUGUACACUACCACAGCACAUGUAACCUAUCUAGAGAAGAAAGUGCGACUCGCACCGCAUGUUAUACAUACAAUGUCCGUAUUACGACGUCGAUCUGAUCGGCGCAAAACGAACUCGAGAUUUAUUACAUAUAUAGAACUGCUCGCCACAGGGACCAUGUGUCCAGAUCAGGUUUUAGGUGGGAUUAGAAUUUUGUAUGCUAGAAAGCCUUCACCGACGGAGAAGGCCUAGAUGAGUUAUGCCCCUGUUCAACCCCAUUACAUCAAAUCAUCAUAUCUCGUGCAACGAGUCAGAUUUUGUGGCAGUUUGUUUUAUGAAUAGAAUUGCGUACCAAAACAUGUUAAUGGAAGUUACUCAUCACAAAAUUGUUAGAAAUUCUUGGGCCCUUUGAUUUUACGUUCAUUUUAAUGUCACAGGCUUUGUUUGUACUUUUAGUGUGUAAUUUUAAAAGAACAAUUUGAGCAAAAAUUGGUAAUCAGAAAUGAUGGAUAAAAAGACAAUAAUAUAUUUUUUGUGCUUAUACUUUCCGUGUGGAGGAAACAGUUCUCCAAAAAAAUUGGCCAAUUGAAACAAAUGUAAUUCUUCAUAUAAAUGUAUUUUAACGCGUUACUGUAGCAAAAAAAGAUAUCAAAAAGCGAUUAGAGUUUGGAAGAGAAUAAUUAGAUAUGUACAACUGCCAUGUACCUUAUAACCUGUAUUAGUUGCUCAUUGAUUGUCACUUCCAUGUGUAAAAAUGCAAAAAGGAAAUAAAAAAAAACAAUUGUAGACAUUA
Messenger RNA from Armigeres subalbatus, 2995 nucleotides. Its product is annotated as alanine aminotransferase 1-like. Gene Ontology annotation, biological process: biosynthetic process. Bases 408 to 2039 code for a protein of 543 amino acids. The transcript is spliced from 5 exons. The record is from RefSeq and is a predicted model, not a curated record. Lineage: Eukaryota; Metazoa; Arthropoda; Insecta; Diptera; Culicidae. Gene Ontology annotation, molecular function: L-alanine:2-oxoglutarate transaminase activity; pyridoxal phosphate binding.